Molecule: messenger RNA, 1509 nt
Organism: Seminavis robusta
Lineage: Eukaryota; Bacillariophyta; Bacillariophyceae; Naviculales; Naviculaceae
Source: the annotation of a GenBank genome assembly
UUUUUUGUUUGCAUUCCGAAACGCAACACCUCACUCAUUCAUCUCUUUCAUUGGGCUCCAUGCACCAUCCGCCAUGGCACAACAGCAUAAACAACCAUCAUGAUACCCAUUCCCGAGGAGCAUCACACAACACUCAUCACACUCCGCAAUACAUCCUUGGCAUGCCUACUCGGUGGACUCUUGUCGUAUCCGUUUGAUCAGUGGCACUAUCAAUGGCAACACAAGUCCGUGGCUGCCUAUGCCGCCGACCAUGAUCGUCUCGAGUACCAAAAAUGGAAACAAAAUACUCGCAAACAGCGAUUCAUGGUGCGGCCAUUGAUGCGAUUGGUACUGCACGAAGUGUCCUUGGAAGGCGUCAAUCAGGGCCAUGCACUAUAUGAUGGCAACAACGACCAAACUACUAGUGUAAUGAUGAUCCCACAAGAAGUAUCGGCGGGGAUUGUCUCGGGUGUCACCAUGGCGCUCUUGUUGUGUCCAUUCGAGACGCAUCGGGCCAUGGCACGCGCCGAGCAAGAAAAAGCUACAUCGAAGUGGACGCAAUUUCGACAAGCCACAUUUGAUACCGGUGGCAUGAUGACCAGUACCACGCAACGACUCCAACGUGCGUACCAGGGGGUGGGAAUGCUGGCACUCCGGGAAGUCGCCUUUAAUGUCACGUUUUUUCCAUUGGCGGCUUCCAUUCGGACACAAUUAUUGCUAUUACGGCAGGACCAUCCGUAUCCUAAAAGUAGCGCCGUCGUGGCGUCCAACGUCCUGGCAGGAUCCGUCUGCAGUUUACUCGUGCUACCUCUGGAUAUCGCCCGGACGUAUCUCUGGCAUUCGGCCGAACGAUGGAAUCUGUGGAGUGGCACACGCAUGGUCGCUCCUCCGCUGGUGUUGCUGACCAGAGGAUGGACCGUACAGGCAUUGGUGCUGGGACCGGCGUUUGGAUUGGUGGCAUCCAUCUAUGAUAUGACGUGAAGUGACGUGACGUGACGUGACGUGACAUGACGUGACGUGACGUGACGUGACGUGACAGUUACAGUAGUUUGCCAGCUGGCUAUACACCGAACAGAACUACGGGACACUUCAACAAACCACAGUUUCUCGCAAAGUAUAGUCUAGUUUAGUUGCCCUUUGUUGUUGGGCAGUUUCGACUCUCAAGCCUGGCCCUCGCCUACUAGCAAGCCAGGUAGAUACUGUAGGCAGCCUUCCUCUUCAGGCCCCACCACAGGAGCAAUCACAGCCGCACAGGAGAUCAGUACACCCAAAGAACACCCCCAUUGGUCCGUCACAUGAAUGGGCAAAACCUGUUGGUAUGACACAGGUUCCAUUUACGUGGCAAAGGGACUCUGGGAAAGUUCCAGUCAACAUUGGAUUUCCAUCCAACAAUAAUGAGUGCAGUGUCUGUUGUAGAGAUGAUAGUUCCACAGGGACUGAGGCUGACAAGCUAUUGUUCGCCAAGCUUAUGAUUCGCAGACUUGAAAGUUCACCAAAUUCACUGGGGAUCUGGCCGGAGAGUUGGUUGUG